Punica granatum (pomegranate) is the source of this 1687-nucleotide messenger RNA. The record is from RefSeq and is a predicted model, not a curated record. Lineage: Eukaryota; Viridiplantae; Streptophyta; Magnoliopsida; Myrtales; Lythraceae.
GCGUAAGGAUCGGCCGUUACCGCGCACAGAUUCUCUUCACUCACAGCUUCUGUCUGUCUGUCUCUCUCUCAGAGCUCCAUUGUUCUUUGACUCCCUGCCCACAGAGAGAGAGAGAGAGAGAGAGAAGGGGGGAGGGAGAAGAGGAAAGAGAUGUUGGACAUUAAUCUUUUCAGGGAGGAGAAGGGGAACAACCCCGAGAGGAUCCGGGAGUCCCAGCGGCGUCGCUUCGCCAGCGUCGAGAUCGUCGACGAGAUCAUCGCCCUCGACAAGGAGUGGCGCCAGCGUCAGUUUGAGCUCGAGAACCUGCGCAAGGAGUUCAACAAGAUCAACAAGCAAGUCGCUCAGCUCAGAAUCUCUGGUGGUGAUGCAACGGAGAUGAUAGCGAGCACCAAUGAGAACAAGAGGUUGGCUGCCGAAAAAGAAGUUGAAGUCCGUGAUGCUUGGACGCAAUUGAAAUCAAGGCUCGAAACAGUUGGGAACUUGGUCCAUGAUUCCGUUCCUAUUAGUGAUGAUGAGGCAAAUAAUGCGGUUAUCAGGACAUGGGGCGAGAAGAGAGUGGAGGCAAAAUUGAAGAGCCAUGUUGAGCUUGUUGAGCUUCUUGACAUUGCAGACUUGAAAAAAGGAUCCGAUGUGGCCGGAGGUAGAGGUUUCUACUUGAAAGGUGAUGGUGUACGCCUUAAUCAAGCUUUGAUUAACUUUGGCCUUGAUUUCUUGGAAAAAAGAGGCUACACAGCAUUGCAAACUCCUUUCUUCAUGAGAAAAGAGAUCAUGGCCAAGUGUGCUCAAUUAGCACAAUUUGAUGAAGAACUCUACAAGGUUACUGGGGAGGGAGAUGACAAAUAUCUCAUUGCUACUGCAGAGCAGCCACUCUGCGCUUAUCAUUUGGAGGACUGGAUUCAGCCUGCACAGCUGCCCUUAAGAUAUGCUGGAUACUCGUCUUGUUUCCGCAAAGAGGCAGGUUCACAUGGUCGUGAUACUUUAGGAAUCUUCAGAGUCCAUCAGUUCGAGAAAGUGGAGCAGUUUUGCAUCACCUCCCCGAAUGGCAAUGAUUCGUGGGACAUGCAUGAAGAAAUGAUUAAAAAUUCUGAGGAGUUUUACCAGGCGCUUAAGAUACCGUAUCACAUUGUUGCUAUUGUCUCGGGAGCAUUGAAUGACGCAGCCGCUAAGAAGUAUGACCUAGAAGGAUGGUUUCCAGCGUCACAGACUUACAGAGAGCUUGUGUCCUGUUCCAAUUGUACCGAUUAUCAGUCGAGAAGACUUGAAAUUCGGUUCGGCCAAAAGAAGGGGAACGAGCAAGCGAAGCAAUAUGUUCACCUCUUGAACUCCACUCUCACAGCAACUGAGAGGACCAUUUGUUGCAUCCUUGAAAACUGCCAGAGAGAAGAUGGAGUUGAGGUACCCGAACCUCUAAGGCUUUAUAUGGGCGGAAAGGACUUCUUGCCAUUCAAGAGCAAGCCUGCACCCGAAGCCAAAGGGAAGAAAUCUAAAGCAUAGCUUUUUCAUGGAGUUGAAGAAUUUAUCUGCUGCAAAGGAUUACAAGCCACAACUAAUUAGAUGUUUGCUAAGAGUACUAUUUUUGUCAUCUCAUAUCCCUUUACGAUUGGGAUGUUAGACGAAUGCAAUUGAAAUACUGAAUUUUGAUAUUAUGGCUUUCGUUAUCUAUAAAUCAUUGGUUCCUUAUUGUAUU